AUGGCUGACCGCAGAAGCGUGCGGUCUGCAAGCCGCCGCAACACGCCUACCCCACAACCGCCCUCCAAGCCUCCCGCCCACCUGGGACGCGCAUCGCGAGCGCGCAGCUUGCGUAGUGCAAGUCGCGAAGUCGACGGCUUUGUCGAGAUCCAGAAGCCCGCCCGCCGAACCACCCGCCAGGCGAGCAUCACCAGUGUAAACUAUGAAAGUGAGCAUGAGACCAAGCAGGCGCGUCGCACAGAGCGCAACCCCGCAAACGACGCGUUGGGAGACCUCACCGUUGUAGAAGAAAUAGACACGCAGAUCGACCUCGACGAUGAACGCCCACGCACGCCCGAGCCCACGCACCCCGAAAUUCCCGUCUCCUUCCGCUCGCCCGGGGCUGUGUCUGAGAUGUCCGGAACCACUGCGAUUUCGUCGUUUAGCAUGGCUGAGGCCGAGUUCCUGGAAUCCAAGUUUAUCGUAAAGCACAUGCGCAAGCUAUGCGACGCGGCCGAGGAGUUCUUGGAGCACAUUGCGCCCAGCAGUGCGACUAUGCGGGACGACUUGAAAAACAUACAGGAGAUGCAGAAGCCGGGCUCCGCCUAUUCCGAGGACUACCUUGAUUACGAGAUUGAGCUGCAUGUGCAUCUGAAGCACUUUAAGAGCGAAGAUCACAACUACAUUCAUGCCCGCGCGCUUCACCGCGCACUCUUUGGCACAAACGAGCAGCCUGUCGCGUCACAAACUGGCCUGGACCUGAUACUGUAUCUGGCCAACUUGCUCGUCUUUGCAAAGCAAAUGAUUUAUUCCGACCGAGACCACAAAACCAUGUGGGAUGUGCUGCGACAGCUGGACAAUACCUUUCCUGCGCAAUUCAUGCGUUCACUUCAACUCGAUGGACAGCCCUCGGUUACAGGCGAAAGCGCCUUGUACCGAGAGACGUUUGAACUUGCACUGGAGCUGCGCACUCAGCUGGCGAUAUUGGUGCUGCAAAAAUCAGUCGACAACCCCGAUUUCAAUCCGGAUGCCAUGGUUAGCGAGAUUUUCUUUCGUUCUGAGCUCUCGCAAGCUGUCGAUGGCUCUCUCAUCCGUGGCUGGAAUAUUGCGGCACUGGGAGGCGACGACUCUCCACUACCCCAGGAACUUCAAAAGAAAGUCGUGGCGCGCCUGAACAAGAUUCGAGAGUUUUUUCCAACGGACAAGGAGUCGCUGGAGCGUGGCGAGCUCAUUGACCUGGAAGGAUUGCGAAGCAGUUUUCCGUGGGAACCAACCAUUCUUCGCCUGCUAGCCUGGGUGCGUCUUCGGCGCAAGGAGUUGCUUUUCCUGAUUGAAGAACGUGGCGGAGCAGCAACCAUUGCGCGCAACAUCAAGCGGUUUUACGAGGAACCAUCGUCUAUGAUUGAACAAGCAGAAGCUUCUAUGAUGCCCCACGAGUCACCACGGAGGAAGCGGACGUCAUUUGGACGAGAUAGGCGACGCAGCAGUCGCAAAUUUGAUCCCAACGCAGCAGUAGAUUUUCGUACCAUUGAUGUGCUCAAGGCAAAGGAACGUGACUCUGUAAAUUUGGAAGUGGAUUCCCAAGAAGAGCAGGAUAGUGAGCCUGUCGAGCAGGCAGCCGAAGAGCAGCCGUCAAAAACCCAAUUGCAAGAUGACGAGCAACCAGCGGUGGAAGCUGAUGAACAGCAAGCAGAAGAGGAGCAAGUUGAGGAACAACAAGUGGCAGUGCAGCCAGCAGAGCAAUCAGGAGAAGAGCAAGGGGACAAAUCACAAGCAAAAGAGCUUGUUGAGGAAGAGGACGAGGCUGAAGCACCCACCGCGUCUGGCAAGCCACAAAGCUCGGCAGAAUUACUCAAAAUGAUGAAAGCAGUGUCGAAGCCGCAAAAAGAAAAUCGACCAGUAUCGAUAUUUGAACGGCAGGCCAAUGCGCAGCGUGUCGAGUUUGGAGAUGGAUUCGACGAGACACAGCCCACGCCUGGGCCGUCAAAUACGGACAAAGGAAAGCAGCCUGCAGCUUCAUCACGUAAACGAUCACGACCCAUGGACGACGAUUCCGACUCUGAUGCAUUCGAAAGUGAAGACCGAGGACACCGUGUCCCAGAACGACGACGCAAGGCCCCCGUGGCAAAGAAAGUGCGUAUCGACUCUUCAUCUAGCGUGCCACCAAGUUACCAGCCUCGACGCCCAACUCAGGAGACCCAACGCCCACCUGAAGCUGAGUCGGAGACUGAACCAGAAGAGUCAGUUUCUGAGACAGAGGCCCCAGACAUGACGGAAGAAAUCCCCUCGUCCAACUACCAAGCACAACGUCAACUUGCACAGGAAAACCAAUCGCUCAACGCAUCUACGCAUCGCAAUGAGCGAAAACCGCGCCGAGGAUGGACGCCCGAGGCAGAAGAUGCAUUGUGCGAAUACAUGCGCAUGUUCCCAGCAAAGUACUCUGCGAUUCUGAAAUACGACGAAAGCAAUGGGAAUUUCCUCCAAGGCCGUACCCAAGUCAAUCUGAAGGACAAGGUGAGGAACAUGGCACUCAACAUGAUCAAGUCUGGAACAGGACUCCGACCAGGCUUUGAGAACAUCGUGCAUCCAAAGGAGAAGCAUGGCAUGGCGUUGGUGGCGAGCGGAUGGCGCAUGCGAGAUGACGGCCAAUGGGUACGUAGGUGAGUAGGGCAUGAGCGAGUGGUUAUGUAUUUGAUGAGCUCUCAUGCGGGGGAUGUUUGUUGUCUUGUUGUUUUUUUUUAUUCUGCUGAUUAUUC
Molecule: messenger RNA, 2735 nt
Organism: Exserohilum turcica Et28A
Lineage: Eukaryota; Fungi; Ascomycota; Dothideomycetes; Pleosporales; Pleosporaceae
Exons: 3
Coding region: 1-2643 (880 amino acids)
Source: RefSeq, a predicted model, not a curated record